This is a messenger RNA of Myotis brandtii (Brandt's bat), 2175 nucleotides long. RefSeq names its product TEN1 CST complex subunit (gene TEN1). The transcript has 5 exons. Gene Ontology annotation, biological process: negative regulation of telomere maintenance via telomerase. Lineage: Eukaryota; Metazoa; Chordata; Mammalia; Chiroptera; Vespertilionidae. Gene Ontology annotation, molecular function: single-stranded DNA binding; telomeric repeat DNA binding; telomerase inhibitor activity. Gene Ontology annotation, cellular component: CST complex. The record is from RefSeq and is a predicted model, not a curated record. The coding region runs from base 233 to 592 and encodes 119 amino acids.
GGCUGCCGGGCGUGUGAGCGGCCUUAGCCCAGGAGGCGGCGGCGCCGGAUUGGUCUCCUUGACUCAGAUUGUAUUCCUCUUGCAAAAACUGGCUCAGAAGUUCACCAACACAACAAAGCCGAGUUUAUUGCUUCCUCGGGCAAGAACACUACUCGGCCAACACUUGGGCAGUGUCUCAGAGAGGAGAAGGAAUCUUCAAAAAUCCACCCCAACGCCUUGGCCACAGGAGCCAAUGACGCUGCCCAAACCCGGGAUCUAUUACUUCCCCUGGGAGGUCAGUGCGGGCCAGGCUCCUGACGGGGGCGCACUGCGGACGUUCGGCAGGUUGAGCCUCUACGACAUGACCGAGUCCCGAGCGACCCUGACAGCUCAGCACGCGUCUGAGCAGCACCAGGUCCUCGUCUGUACCAAGUUGGUGGAGCCGUUCCAGGCCCAGGUGGGCUCCCUGUACCUGGUCCUUGGGGAGCUCGAGCAGCAGAAGGCUGACGCCGCGUCCUCCUCCACGGGUCCUCCUGUCCGGUCCUCCAGGACCUUUGCUCUUCCACCUUCCAGCCUCCUUUCCCUGCUCUCGCCUUCGCCGGGACCUGCCUGACACCUGGCUUGUUCCCAGGGCCGCAGUCUCCCCCCUCCCCCCACAGGGAGGCCUGGUCAGUGUCCCCACCCCACACACCGCAGAGGCGGGGCCGCACCCUGCUGGCUCCCCGGGUACCAGUUCUGCCACCCUGUGACCUGUCUGCCUGACACCCCCGGCUCCUCCCAGCGUGGCGCCACCUCUGCCACCUGAAACCACUCGUCCAGUCCACCCUCUGUGUCUCUCUGCCCUCCCCCGUCAGCCCCGGGGACUUUGGACUCCUCCCUUUCCUUCCAUCUUCUCUCUCCUGUAGCCUUUCCUCCCCUAACGCCAGACCUCACUAUCAUUUCAACUACAUUCCUGCAGACCGUCAGCCCUCGCCUUCUCUCCUCCUGCCUGAUUAAACCCCGGCCUCCACCCUCUCGGUCCCACCCACUGUGGGUGGGAAGGUCACGCAGCCCGGGAUUCCUAGCACAAAGGUUUCAAGGUCCCUCAUCUCACUGGGCUCCUCCACGCUGCCUAGACCCUCCCACGUCCCGAUCAAUCCCUGUCCCACAGCCCUCAGGGCUGUUUCAGGCGGGCAGUUACCAAGACACCCACUUCAUCACCUCCCUGCCCCUUUCGGCAAACCCCCUCACCUCUUACAUCCCCGGAGAACCUGGGCCACAGCAGCCGUCCAUCCUCCUAAAACCACCUGCACCCACAGCCGUGUAGCGCCUUCCCUCCAGGCUGCGCCGUGGUCCUGGCCUGCCCUCCGCAGGGACGCUGCUCUCGCAGCCGAGCCCUUCACCUGUCCCCACGGGUUCUCCCCUCGCGGUAUUUAAAGCACCGGAGCCUCUUCCAUGUUAAAGUAAUGAUGGUAAUUGGCGGUGGUGCCGGGCGGCCGAGGGAGGCCCCAGCCCCCUCCCAGUCCUUGUCACAGCCCGAGAAGGAAUUCAGGGGCAGACAGACAGACUUAGCAAAGCACAGGAAGCUCCGUAGAGCCAGUGCCCACCGAGAGGUGAGAGCCGGCGGCCUCAGAGAGCCAGGCGUGCCUCGGGUCUGGGUGGGAGGUUUUUAUUAAAUGUGGGCAAGGGGGGCAUGGGGUGGUCCUCUGCCUCUGACGUUUGUGGGGCCACUGCCUGUGCCCUGGUCCUUGUCCCUCCUCUGCAGACAUCGGUUUCUCUCCUUGUUUUGUGUGUGCUCUCAGUCACAGGAAAUCGAGGAGGGGGAGCGGUGGGAGGGGGCAGUGGAGGUCGUGUCUGUGAUGUGCCAGCCGAGAAGGAGAGGGGAGGGCAGAGCUCGAGGCCUUUGUUCCCUGCUCUCACUUUCCUGCCUCAGUAAUAACAACAACGACACUGUCAUCUUCUGCUCUCUAUGCCUGCCUAGCUGGGACCCUCUUUCCCUUCACAGUCAGACUUCCUGCGGGAACGUCUGACCUCCAUCCGCCCCUCCCUCAUCUCCUGCUCACACCUCAGUCCCGGGCAUCGAGGCUGCUCUUGCCACUCGGCCCUCCUCCUUGCUCUGGAGUCUUGAUCUUUGCAAGAAGAGAUUCCCCUGCAGGGCUGUUUCUCUGGCUCCUCCCGGGCCUGCAGCGCUUCAAACCCUCUUCCUUUCACCCAUUG